Paramuricea clavata is the source of this 11928-nucleotide messenger RNA. Lineage: Eukaryota; Metazoa; Cnidaria; Anthozoa; Malacalcyonacea; Plexauridae. The record is from the annotation of a GenBank genome assembly.
CAGCCGUGAAUGAAAACAUCGUCAGCCCAAGGAAAGAUUAUAUCAGGUAAGAUUUUGUGCGGCAUGUUCGAUCAGUUGAACAAGUCUAUUAUACAGGGUAGCUAUAUACUUUACCAAAACCGUCCAGUCUUGCCGCUUUAACUUCACACUAUUUUAUCAAACUUUGGCAUUCACAGCAGCGGUAUUUUGUACCGUAGUUAAUUAUACGUAAUUAUAUAGUAUCGUUAUAGCAAUAUUGACAUACCAAGCCUGUGGCUAUCACUACAUGACGGCAUGCAUGAAUAGGAUCGGAACAAUAAAUAAUUCAUCCUGAGGCUAUAUUCAUUACAUACGUGAAAAUGGAAUCGUGAGGACUCGGUGGCCACACCCGCGCGGAUUAUUCAUUAUUAUGAUUUCUAGAAUGCUUUACACAAUACACCAUGUUUUUUGUCUCAUGGCCAGCUUCAGGCUGGAAAUAAUUAGAUAUAUCUAACACACUGUAAAAACAGAUUGGUUGAAAUGACCUAUUUAAUUUGGUUGUCUCAGACGCAUUAAUUUAACCAAAUUUUAUUGGUUAAAAUAACCAAUAAAUUGAUUAAAACAACCCACAAAAAUGGUUAAAACAACCAAUAUUAUGGUUGUUUUGACCAUAUAAAAUUGGUCAAAAAGAGAUGCGUCUGAGACAACCAAUUUAAAUUGGUCAUUUCAACCAAUCUGUUUUUACAGUGCUGCACAGAGUGUAUCCGUUGUAUCUGAAUUACUCUGCGUAUAUAAACGCGAUUUUUUCAUCUUGGGAAAGAUCAGGCUUUUAGUUGUUGAAUGAUAUGUUCUUCAUGCCAAAUGGAUAAAAAAUAAGCAAGUAUAUAUAUACGAGUCGGAUAAAAAAUGUUAGAUCGCAUAUUGUCACCGUUGAAAAUUAAUUAUAUAACCCCUUCGGUACUUAAGUUGAUGAAUUUCACUUCAAUAAACUACGCACAUAUUCAUAAUUAUUAUACUGUAUAUUAAGUAGGAAUAAAUCUUAGCUAAGCUACGACAAGCAAGUUAAGUUCGUGAUUAAUUGCUUUUUCGUUUGUUAUGCACUGCUUUAAUUAGGCACAGAGGUGAAAAUAUGCCAUAUUCUGACUAACAUGAUUAACAAUUCAAUAACUAAAAGUCUAAUCUUUCCGAAUAUGAAAAACGUCAUACGCCGAGUAAUUCACGUACAAUAGCGCGUUUUUUUAUAUACACCCUAUCUAAUCAAUUCUUUUCAACUUCAACAAUGCUGUAUUGCUGUCCAUAGAAAUGAGCGAAGAAAUUUGGAAGUGGAAAAUGCGACAGUGCAUGAAAACAAUACUCAUACGCGGUACGAUACACACUUUAUUCUCAUCGCAGUGAGUCUGAGUGCCCCCAUAUACUGUACAUUCACUGCGUUGCACAUCAAGUACUUGCUAUUCCUAUGGCAUGCUGAAGCAGGCCCGGCUGUUCGCGAAGCUCAACGUCUUGCCGCUCGCAAGACCGUCAAAAUAAAAACGGGGAAACAACUGGAAUUUUUUAUUCAAUCCUGAAAAAACUGUUCACGCAAAACAAGCGAUUCACGAUUCAUAUUUAGUUCCAGUCCUGAUUCAUUCACGCUGACGAUAAUUAAAUCGAAACUUUCUUUUACGUAUACACAAAAAAAGAUUUGAAAAACUACAAUCACGGAUUUUAGCAAACUGUCAACCCAAAUGUCAAAUGAAUCUUAUAGCGUAGGUGGAAAAUUGUGCAGAAUGUUCUUCUAAUUUAGAAGUUGUUGACGUUUUUGAUAUUCUUAAACAUUCCGGCGUACACCCUUACUUGUUUUUAGAGAUGCAUAUUAUAUUUCAGUAUUGAAAAAACUUUUCUACAAUUAUAUUGAUGCGUUUUAGGCCUAUAUUCAACAUUACUAAUAACAACUGCAUGGUCUUAUCUUAUUCCAAGUAAAAUACCAAGGUAUACAAAGGAUACAAACUAUACCUGUAUACUAUUACAUAAAUAUACUUAAUUACAUGAUUGUCUAUAACCUUUGCAGUAGCCUCUUUACCAUGCAAUAUGUUUAUAUGUCGUAACAGGAUGUUGAGGAUAUUUUUAUCUUUCAUGCAUAGCAACGACAUAAUAAAACAAAUUUUGUAACUUGAAUGAUGACAUAUAGUAAAGUUGUUCAUUUUUAACUUUAUAGUAGAUCACAGUUGUAUAGUCCAGUAGAAUGCGUGAAUGCAUGUUCCAUAUGCUGAAAUACCAGAGGUCCAGAACAUAAAUUGAGGAAACUGAGCAUAAAUGUUUAAUGUUUCUUCCUUGUUGUGGUUGCUACGUCAGUAACCCAAGAUAUUCAAAGCUUAGAAUGGGUGAAGUGCAUAGAAUUUAACAGAAUUUUUAAAAAACACCUUCAUAUAGUCAUGAUGCGUGCUUCCCGAAAUGGCCUUCUGUUGGGGAUAUUUUGCGUAAGUAUACAAAAAGUCAAUUUAAGUCCAUGCUUGGAGAUUUUCAUAUCUUCACAAGCAAAUUGUCAUAGCCUGAUAAAUCUUCAUUGAAAUCAAGGCAUUGUGUUUCCUUUUGUCAGUUUCUUACCCUAUUCUACCGGCGAAUCUUCUAGAUCUUCUGGAAUUUUUAAUAAUUAAUCACGUUAGACAGUUUAUGAGGAGUUUAUGGACUUUGGGCGCCAGCUAUAUGUGUAAUUAAUUAAUCAGGGAGAUCAUUUGUCUCAAUUAAGCCUGCAUGGGUAUUGUGUUAGCCAAAUAAUUCAAAAAAGAAUGUAUGAUCAACAGCUGACAGCUGUAAACAAUGAUGGCGCAGGCAUAUUGAAUGCAUGCAGGCAUAUGUGAACCAGGCUUCAUUAUAUCAAAUGUUUUGUCUUUGUUAAAACAACAACAGUGGCAAUAUGCUAAACAAUUUAUAAGCAACGCAUUUGGAAUAAUGCUGUGAUAUGAUGGAUAGAUAGACUAGGCCUAUACCAGCUGAUCAUAAAACAAAUGACCCUUAGGUUCAUAACCAUCAUUCUUUUGUAUCAUACGACGUACCCUAUUUCCCCGGCAUAUAAGCGCCCUCCAGCCUCCACAGGCCUCCACAUGCAUGGCCUAUAAGUUAUCAACAUUCGAGUUCCAUAUUUAAGUAUGUCAUCUUGCUUUCUCCAUUCCUUACAGGUGAUAGCUGUCAUGUUAGGUGAGUAUGAUGAUAUUUCAUAUAAUACCAUUUCAAUGUGAAUUUCACUUGCACGAAUUAAUCUGACUAUUGUUUAUAAGGUUAUAUGAACUAUCAAGUUACAUUACUCUCUAACACGUUAUGGACAUUGCAGUUAGGGAGUUUACGAAUGUAAGACGGCGACGUCAGGACGAGGGCUAAACAAACUGUUUGAAAUAAAUUAUUGUACGGAAGCCUAUAACUGUCCCGUAUUUACCUUCUUAUGAAUUUAAAAUAGUUUCGAACGAGUAAAACAGAGCUUAAUUAGUUCUCAGAGCAAUGUUGAUCAACUCUGCCAGAAAAACUACCUGUCACGGCUUGAAAUGCUAUAGAUAUACUACAGACGAAGUGAAAAUAUAUGCAUUUUGCCGUUGUCAACAAAGCUUGGACGACGUCUAGAAACAUGACCUGCUAUACUUUUAAUUAUUCAUUUCUUUUGUGCUGUAGGAUUAAUGUUAUUGUAUUGAUAGCCGUCGUCCUGAUGUCGCCGUCUUAAUUUGUAAACUCCCUAUUGCAACCAAAAGACGUCAACUGAAUUAUUCCGUAUUUCUAGACAUUGAACAUAACUUUUUUAUCCCCCAUAAGACCAAUCAUAGAUCAUACUAGUAGACCAUGUGGAAAUUGUAUAUGCUGAGACAGAGUCGAAGCCAAUUUUUUUAACAGUCUAUAAAGGUAAAAAACAACACUUUUUCCCUGCAUGAAGACUAUACCUAGAAAAUAAAAAUGUUAAAAUAUUUCUGUGAUGGGCAAUAAUAGGAAAAAAUAUCGACAGAUUUAACCAACUGGCUGGGGAGAAAUACCUUCGAAUGACUCUGCAUGCUCGCCGGCUCGCAGAGGCCUUAAAUAUUCUACAUGUAAUCCUCAUUAGGGUUAUCUCAGUCUCUCGCAAUACAGAACAUGUGUACAUUCCAUAAACGCUACAAAAUACAAUUCUUGACCUCGAAUUAAAAAGGAACUUAUUAAAACAAUUACUGAUGGAUAAAAACCAAAUACGUUCUCCUGCACUAUAACAACUGGAUAUAAUCUAUAUUUAAUUUCUAAAUUCAUUCAAACUCAGUUAUGUGCAAUAUCAAUUAUAUAAAAUGAUAUAUCCAUAUAUAGUUUGGAUUUAUAUGUCCGUUGAAAUACGUAUCAUGCCAUGCAUUUAAAAGCAAUGCAUAAAUUUUCUAUUUGAAAAUUAAUUUGAUUGUUGAUGGUCUUUCUCAUGAUAGUUGUCAUGACGUAUAAAAUUCUCCAUGACGUAUGUGAUCGAGUUUCCAUGACGCUCCAUGACGUAUGUGAGUUUCCAUGACGUAUAUGUAUUUUUCCAGUGACGUUUUCAUCAGGACAUACAGUAUGUAAAUUCUCUAUAUAUGUUGUAUAAAAUUUUAUAUAAUAGCAUUAAGAAUUUAAGCACUUUCAUUGGUCGAAAGUCAUGAUCUAUUAGAGGACAGACGCACGGAAUUACGUCACAAUUAAGGUAGCCAAUAGCAUUCACUUCCCUUAUUUGUAUAUAUCAUGUACGCGACACGCGUGAUAUUUGUAAAAUUUCGACUCUUUCAAAUUCCCAAAUGUUUUUUUUUUUUUUUUUUUUUUAAAGUUAUGUUCCCAUGUAUAAAAAUCUGCUUAAAAUAUAUUAACUUGAAGAUUUUGGGAUAGAGACCUACUAGAAAUCUACAUAGACUUUUUAUUUUAGGUUUUUAGUUACUGUUUGUUUUAUCACAUAAUCAAUUAUUUACAGUCAUGCAAUCAAUACAUAAUAUGUAAAAUCAGAACGUUUUGAAGUAUAUAUACUAUAUUUACAAGAGUAAAAAAGAUUGAAGUGGGAAUGUUCGUAUUAUAUAAAUUAAUAGUAAUGUUGUAGAUGCAUUUUAUUUUUACAAUGUCAAUGAUUGGGCUACAAUAUACUAAAGUAUAUGUCAUUAUAUACAUUAGAGAAGUAUGCAUGUUUUAUAUAAUUUUAUUGGUGAUUGUGUAUAGCAAAAAAUGUUGUUUAAUUUGCUUUUUGAAGUUGAUAUAGGAGUUUACUUCAUUAAGUACUUUUUAAAGCACGCGUAGGAGUGUUUUAUCAGAUAUAAAACGCGAGGCGCAAAAUGGCUUAAAAAACGACUCAUCUUAUAUGAGUUCACUGGUGGCGAAGUAAUUUUUAAAAUAAACUUUGUCUAAAUCGAGUAAAUCAAAGCUAAAGUUUAUGUAAACUAACAUGAUUUUUUAUCACAUAUAAAGAUACGACACGCUUAUGAUUUUUCUUUGUGUUUUCUCCUGAAUUAUUAAUUUUUAAGUUUUGUUUCACCGAAUUCCACACAUCAACUGUCUCCUUUAUUUGAGAGAGUGUGUUUUACAUAAUUUGUUCUUUUAUAACAUUUGUGAAGUUUUGAUGCAUUUCUCGUGUUAUGUUCAUGAAUUUGGUUGUUUGUUAUAAAAUAUUUUUAAAGAAAUCUGGUAAAUUAUUAAAAUGGUCACUGGUGGUAUCGAAACAUAAAUAAGGCAGUUAAAUAGUCAUUGAUUAUGACUGGAAUAGUCAUUAAUGAGUUUGGGUGGAUAAAAAGCAAGCUAUUUACCUGUUUAAGUUACCUCGCCUUGGCGCCUCGUAAGCCACUUUAUUGUUCUUCCCACAUUAUGACGUCAUACUGUGUAUCUAUAACAAUAACCUCGUUCACAGGUAAGAAAGACCCUGGGACCGAGUCAUUGGACAAAUGUAUGCUGCGAAACCAGUUUCAGCUUAUAAUACAUGCAUGUUGUACGUACUAAGAAUAAGUGGCCUGGAUGAUGAGCCAAUUGUGCCGCACGAUGGUAUACCUGAUUGAAAAAAUCACACCCGAAGUCAUAAUCGGAAGCCUAUAAGUAUAAGUUAGCAAUAACCAUACAUCUUUGUCCCAGGUUAUAACGGAACGCCUAUCUGUAAAUAUGGCGGGAUAUUGAACUCAGCUGGAAAAUGUGUUUGUCCAACCUUCAACAACUGUACAGAAAACAAGGGGGUGUGUGGGUCCAAUGGUAUUGGCUACAUAAAUGAAUGUGAGCUGAAACAGGCUGCUUGUAAACACCAAAAACAUCUCUUUGUCUUCAAAAAGGGGAUGUGUGGUAAGCAGAUCUUCCUCUUUCUAAUUUAAUUUUGUAAUGCUAUCUUCCCGCGUUUUAAUUGGGGCGCUUAUGCACCUUAACAACAAAGAAUUUUAUUGACUUAUACAUUUUUGUUCACGAGUAAAAUGCAAGUCAGUUGCAAAUUUCGAUUCACUGACACCGCUCAUCAGGCGCCAAAAGAACAGGUCAAUAACCUUUCGUAAAUAGCAGAGUAACCACCAAAACAACAUUAGAUAUUUAUAUUUAUAUAUAUAUAUAUAUAUAUAUAUAUAUAUAUAUAUAUAUAUAUAUAUAUAUAUAUAUAUAUAUAUAUAUAUAUAUAUAUAUAUAUAUAUAUAUAUAUAUAUAUAUAUAUAUAUUCCCAGGUAAGAAAGACCCUUGGACCGAGUCAUUGGCCAAAUAAUAUAUAUAUAUAUAUAUAUAUAUAUAUAUAUAUAUAUAUAUAUAUAUAUAUAUAUAUAUAUAUAUAUAUAUAUAUAUAUAUAUAUAUAUAUUAUAUAUAUUAUAUAUAUUAUAUAUAUAUAUAUAUAUUAUAUAUAUUAUAUAUAUUAUAUAUUAUAUAUAUUAUAUAUAUAUACAGGUUAAAGGUGAUGAUUGAAGAGAGAUAUUUUCAAAAUUUGGGUCACUAUAAUUUCGAUAAUUUCUAUCUAGGACGCUCAUAUGAUUCGCAUUGCAGUAUGUUGCAUUGUUCGCUCAACUGCGGUACACACGGCUUGGUUCAAGAUGGCUUUGGAUGUUUAUCGAAAUGUGAAUGUCGAGGUAACUGCAUUUUUAUUUAGUUUUACUUAUAUUUUUACAUUCAGAUACGUAGGGCCUACAAUCUUAUUUAACGCCAGAAGAUUGAUUUGUCAAAAAAUAUAUAAUGUCUGUAGUUGUAUAUAGCUUGUAUGAGCAUGAAGCUAUGAACUGCAUGUUGAAUAUGAGUGAGUAGGUGUAUCAGUCUUAUUUUUUAUUAUUUAUUUAAAAGAUUCAUGGUUUAUGAUUAUCUAACAACCAACUGUAUAUGGAGCUUUUACGGAGUGGCGUCAAUCGCGUCAUAACUUUAAUAUGAAAAAAUCAUAUUCAGCGUUAAUGACGUCAUGUUGUGGAAAUACGAAAUGUGAAAACACGACCAAAACAAUAUGGCGCACACUAUAUAGUCAAUUCCGGCGGUGCCCAUCCCCCACCCCCACCCCCGGGGAAUUAGCCAUUUCUGGAAAGAAAAUGGCCAUGUCCCCACUCCAAGGAAAGAAGAACUGUGCUAAAGCCCCACCCCUGCGCAAACAAAUUGGGUCUAUAUCCCCACCCCCAGGCAAUAAUAUUGACUGUUCAGUAUACACGUUGAUUUUCACGUUGUAAUUCUAUGCCUAUGGCUAUGGACAAUAUAAAUGCAAAGUACAAAGAAGAAAUUCUACAAGAAGGAUAAAAAUGCUUUUAUAUUAAUGCAACACUGUAUAAAUUCUCAACCCUAACUUCAGUGCAUUUAGCUAGACCUAUAAUAAUAUUAAUGUCAACCUUUGAAAAUAUUGUCUUUACUUAAAGGUCCUCCUGACACACCGGACGUGAUUCGACAACACGUCGCGAUUUUUCGAUUUUCGCUGACUGAUAACUUUGAUCCUAUAGUUUCUAAAUAUUUAGAAACGUUAUAACAUUUUGAGUUAUUUGGUCUACCUAUCUUUUAAAAUUUGCUCUCGUUUGGCUGUUUUAUUAACUUUCAAAAACUAAAAAAUCGCGUCGCGUUGACGUAUCGCGUCCGGUCGUAUGUCGCUGAUGGUCGGCGAUGCACUCAUAGAUCAUUUUUUAUGGUGAUCAUUGUCCAUUCAUGUAGAGAAAGGAUUUUACUCAUCAAUGAUCAAAGACAAUGGUACUCAAAGACCAUCCCAAAGAAUGAGUAUCAAGCCAUUUGCAAACAAAUUCAGUAUCUUUUCCAUCGAAAUCUGCCAUGUUAUAGUCUGCCAAUCGCCAUGAUGGAAAACGUCUAAGUCCCCACUCCCGGGCUGAAAUAUUUCGACAAUAGCCCCACCCCCGGAAUUGACUGAUACAUAAGUGAUAACCAUAUAAUUAGAAAUAUUAAAACAAUAGACCGCGAGCUGUCGCUGAUUGGGAGAAAGGCUUAACUGCCGACAACACAUCCAUGCCUGUCAGAUGUUGGGAUCCUAGGUAGCGGCGCUACCUGCAAGUGCAUAAAGCUAACUGCAAUCCUUGGUCAGAAGGUCUUAUGCAUGCUUAAUUAUUAAGUAAAGUAGAAAAUUUCAAUUUUUCCGAAUACAUUUUGCAAUGUUUACCAACCAGAUUUAAUAAGAGUCGUACUAAAGACGUAAAUUCAUCAAAUGAUGACAUCAAAAACGUGAGAAAAGUUUAUUCAAACAAUCAGUGUUGUCCGCUUUCUUGAUUUCCAUUCAUUGAAUAUUGUUACAAAUACCAUUAUUUUAAUACAAUUUUGACAAUAUUAAACAUAAAUCUCAAACGAAGCGGGCAAGUUUGGACCAUGCUUGGCUAACUGCAAUUUUUUUUGGCUACCUGCUAAAAAACUAAAUAUAUAGGCAUGAUUACACGUCAAGAAACGAAAUACGCGUUUCCCACACAACGCAAAAUUCCCAUUGGUCGAAAUCGAUAUGCCUGUCAAUCAAAUCUGAUAUGUAGUAAUUAUGCCAUAAAUAAUUUCCAGAUUGAAGCCCCGUUUAAUACACGAGCGAAUUUUGUUUGACAAAUUUCAUUUGAUCAAAUGCAUUUGUUCAAAAGCUAACAUGCUAGCUUUUGUUCAAAUGCAUUUGUCACAAUAAAUUUGUCACAAACUUAUUCAUCUACACGAGCAAAAUAUCUUUGACAUAUGAAAUUUGUCAAAUACAAUUUGCUCGUGUAAACGGGGCUUGAAUGUUGAUUUUAUAAAUAAACAUGACAUUAACGGUCUCUAUUGGAUAGAUUAAUGGAUAUAAGUAAUGUUUAUGCACAGGCGGAGCCAACUUGACAAGAGCGAAAAGUGGGCGUACUUCGUUUCUUGAUAUGUAAUUGUCGGCGGUCUCUCCUUUCCCAUCGCACGCCCGGGAAGCUAAACCCGUGGAAAGGAGGGACCGCUCGCAGUCUAAUAAAACAAUUAUUGAAUUCCAUUUUCGCAAAAAAGAAGCAUUCUCGUAUCCAGUCCUCCAUCCUCGUUUGGGAAAGACCCUGGUGUUGUCUGGUCACUUACUGCACUUUCCUAACAGCUGACCAAUUUCUAAAUAAAUGAUUACCUGAUAAUCAAAUUAGACCUGUAUGGUAGUUUGCUUAAUGGCUGUGUGAAGAAUGGGUUCAUUCAUGCUUGAAAGAAUGACUUAACCUAAAUUGAAUGCAAAAAUGCCCAAUUUCAAAAUUAACAAGAAUAACUUUAUUUAAGUUUCAUAACAACAGUAUAAUGUUUCAUCAAUGAUUUAAUAAUUGAUGUAACCACCACGCUUCUCGAUCACCUCAAGGCAUCGUCUCCUCAUGGUGUUGAGGAGUCUGCUCACCCACCAUAGUCAUCCAUUCCUCCUGCAGCAAUUGAGCUAAGUCAGCCAAAGUGAUGUAUUCUAGUCGAACUGCAUGGCGAUCGACAGACUGCUUUUGCUGGUCCCAAAGAUACUCAAUUGGGUUGAGAUCUGGCGAGCUCGCAGGAGACGAUACCUUGAAUUAUUAAGUCAUCGAAACGCGUGGUGGUUACACCCAUUAUUAAACAUUGAUGAAACAUUGCUGUUGUUGUGAAAUUUAAAUAAAGUCAUUCUUGUUAAUUUUAAAAUUGGGUAUUUUUGUAUUCAAUGGAGGCUAUAAGUCAUUCUUUAUAUAAAGCAUGAAUGACCCCAUUCUCCAAACAGCAUGAAGCAAACUACCAUAGGUCUAACUAGUGCUAGGUGUGAUUAUCAGGUAAUAAUUUAUUUACGGAACUUAUGAUGAUAUAUUUAGGGGGAGAUUUUCUUUUUGUGCGGUGUUUAUUUACCAACCUUUGAUUUUACAGUAGUAAAAAAUGAUAAUUGAGCUAGCCAAGUAAAUUCGGUACCAACUGUACUCUAAACAUAAUUAAAAAACUGCUGUCCAGUUGCCGAGUUGGGAUGCAUCCUGUAAUUUCUGUGCACAUUUGAAGAUCUCCGGCGUGGAGUUGCGGUAUGGUUUGUCGUAGACUCGUAGCAGCUUGAGAGUCUCAUUUCUAGCCAGUUUGACAUCACAUGUACGUUCCUCUAUUUUCAUCACUUUGGCAUGUUCUCUAGUACUAUAUAUUUGUUCGGCAAGAUCGCUCCCACAACGUUUUAGUUUUAUUAUAUAGUUUUUCCUAUUUAUUUUUAAUUUUUCCUAGCAUCUCAAUGUAGCAGUAUGAUGUCGUGUCAACUUACUUGUGACGAAAAAGGCGGAGUUGUGGUCGACAAAAUAACAAAAUGUCCAAAAUGUCAAUGUCAAGAAUGAUGGUGUGUAUAUCAAGAAUAUGUUACAUAACAAAAUAUAUUGUAAAUCCUCUCUUAAACACUGUGCAUGACCCAUGCAUAAUGGGGGCCAGCCAAUUUCAAACUCGUCUGAACGGGGCGGAUCUCAUUAUCACAGAUCGUGGGUUGCUUAAUAUACUUGUAGUUGGUGGCUUAAAUUACACCGGGGGAGGCUUACUAAAUUUCUUCCUCUUAAAAUUGGUUAAGGAUUUAUUAUGGCAUAUUUGAGUGAGAGUUAAUAGGGGUUUUGAGAUAUGGAAGUGGUCAGGAUUUAUGUUUGUGAUGAGUAUGUCCAAACCGGGCAAUUAGCUGAAACGUUUGCUUGACCGCGGUGGGAAUCGAACCCGCGACAUGUGGUUUUCUAGUCCAAGUUUGGUCAAGUGGGAGAUAUUUCGUAACCAGUCUAGUUCCUUCGAUAUCACUGUGUUUUUACAAUCUUCAAUUUUUCUGUUUCGAUCUGGUAUUAUGCUCUCAGGUGAAGAUAUAUGUUUGUGUUGUUGAGAAAUAUCACCCACUCGAAUAGACUUGACCUCGUUGCUCAGUUCGGAUAGAGCAUUCCGAUCUAGCAAAUCAAAGGUCGCGGGUUCGAUUCCCAUGCACCAGAGACAGAAAAUGUAUCAAGAUUUUGGGCAUCUGACUCGAUAGAACUAAUUGUUGAAGAGAUUUGUAGAUGGAAAUUUCGAGUUUGAAUUUUAUAGACCCUAACCAGGAAUAGCUGCGAAAAAUGCAGCUAUCGGCCCUCUGACAGGAAUCGGACCUGCGGCUCUGAGAUUCUGGUGCAGCUCUCUAACCAACCGAGGUACGGUUGGCGAGCUCUAACCACAAGUUCAUGCAUAAAUAAUAAGGUGAUGCAGUGACGUUGAAGGGAUUUUUAGAUGGAGAUUUCGAGUGGAAUUUUUAUAUCGAAUGGAUGCUCAAAAUCCUGAUAUUUACCCAUACAACGUACAUUGACAUCUUCCUAGUAUUCACACAUGAACUUGUGGUCAGAGCUCAACAACUGUCCCUCUCUAGCUCAAUUGGUUAGAGCGUUGCACCGGAAUCAUAGGGCCGCAUGCUCGAUUCCUGCCAGAAGGCUCCUGGUUAGGUCUAAUUCCACUCGAAAGAUACUAAACAUCAAAUUUGUUCAAUUAAUUUCUCCAUUCUACUAUAUUGCAGGCGUUCAAGUCAAACAAGAAAUUUGGCCACAAAAUUUGGGAUAUACGAUUAAAAUGGAAAUUUCAUCAAACAAUUUAAAUUAAACUAUAGAAUGUAUUGUGUAAUGAAAGAUAUAUACUAUUACCAGUCCAGGUCAAUUAAAUAUUUCCAUAUCUCG